Messenger RNA from Rhipicephalus microplus (southern cattle tick), 1590 nucleotides. RefSeq names its product polyprenol dehydrogenase. NCBI's taxonomy places the organism in Eukaryota, Metazoa, Arthropoda, Arachnida, Ixodida, Ixodidae. The record is from RefSeq and is a predicted model, not a curated record.
UGUCCUAAACAUGACAUGAACGUGCGUGAGUUCCAGUCCACGUGAAAAAAUAAACAAUCUUGAAGCGCCUGAGUCGCUCAUUGUCGGCGGAAAAUGUUAUGGAAGGGUUUUAGCAAAGAACAGCAGUAGUUGCAUGAAAUAGACUGCUGCCACAUCUUGAGCUGUCUUCGCCGGCAGAAUGAGUUUAAAAAACGAGCUUGGACGCAUGCAAUAGCGGACACUGUGCAAACAGCUGUAAACGCGCAGUUUUGUUUUGCAUUUUGCAUUCACCAGAUGGGCCUCGUAGUGGCGUCGUCUCCCUCCUAGCUGCCAAUUUUAAUUUUUGCGCCGCCAAAUACCCCCAGACUCGCACGCGUGCAUAAUUGCACGCAGAAAGCGACAAGUCUGAGACAGCUUCGGAGCAGCUUUACUAGCUCGAGCAUGAUUUCUCUCAUCAACCAUGUGAUUUUCCUCGUCAGGGACUUGCUCUGCUUAUACAUCCUGUCUGCCUAUUAUCUUCUCUGGGAGUGCCUACUGCGGAUAAAAAGCCAACUAUCGCCGCAAGAGGAAAUUUCAUACCGCUCCAUGCUAAACAAAACGGUUGUGGUGACAGGAGGAUCAGGCGGAAUAGGGCACGAGACAAUACGAGCGCUUUUAUCUCUUGGUGCUCGAGUUAUUGAUGGAAGUCCAGAUACAAACUUCAAGGAAGAACGAAGGCGUUCACUUUUGGAAGGACAACCAACAGCACAAGUGGAGCUCCUGCAUCUUGACUUGAGCUCAAUGGCUUCUGUGAAGUUAUUUGUCGAAAAGAUACUGAGAAGCGAAAGCAAAGUGGAUGCCCUUAUUUGCAACGCUGGCGUGAUGCUAAUGCCAUACUUGGAAACUGAGGACGGCUUUGAAUUGCACGUGAGCAUUAACUACCUAGGCCACUGCCUUCUCACCGCCUUAUUGCUACCUCUGCUGAUUGCUGCCAGUAGCAAAGGACAAGCCGCGAGGAUUGUUAAUGUAUCGUCAUGCGUCCAUAAAGCUGGCCGCAUGGACAUCGAUGAUCUCAACAGCAGAAAAUCAUACUCUUGUUACAACGGUUACGCUCAGUCAAAGCUGGCACAGGUGCUGUUCACAAAAGCGCUUGGAAGGCACUUAAAAGCCAAGGGUGUUCCUGUGACCGUCAACUGCAUCCACCCGGGAAUUGUGAACACCCAGCUCUAUCAGAGGGUAUGGUGGGCACCUCUAGUUGCUGGCCUUUUCUUCAGGACACCAGAAGAAUGUGUUAGGACAGUGCUUCACGCAACUCUUUCGAGCGAGCUUGAAGGCAUCAGUGGCCACUAUCUGGAGGAAUGCGCACUGGCUCAGUCACUAUCCCUGUGUGAUGACCACUCUGUCCAAGAGAGACUUUGGAACAAGACGUGGAUGCUGCUUAGGCCAUGGCUAAACGACCGCACUCAUGCAUUGGACAUCCUGCUAGCGUCUUGAAAUAGCCCAUUCACUAAAACUUGGAGAAAUAGGGUACCAGGCCACGUUCGGGCACGAUAAAUUGCAGGCCAAGACCUCGCUGAUCAAAAAUGACCAAAUCGCUUGAGCGUGAGAAAAGAAUACAAUUUAUUUCUCUGU